Messenger RNA from Parnassius apollo (apollo), 414 nucleotides. The record is from the annotation of a GenBank genome assembly. NCBI's taxonomy places the organism in Eukaryota, Metazoa, Arthropoda, Insecta, Lepidoptera, Papilionidae.
AUGGAUAAAGUCACCGAGCGUCUGCCAACCGUUUCGGUCGACACCUCGGCAAUGAUUGAUUUUGAAAAUUUGACUCUGGCAGACGAUACUUACGCCGUUCUCGGAGAUAUAGACAUGCUCAUUGGAGCAUCGCUUUUCUCUCAUCUUUUGUUACACAAUAAGGUCAAGGGCAACUCCUCGCAUACCGCGCCUUACGCACUGGAGACCGUCUUGGGCUACGUCAUCGUUGGUUCCGCUCCUAUCAUGGAUAAUAUUUCGGCAACCUCUUAUUGUUGUAUGGCUGUCGAACCGCUCGAGUCGUUAGUUCGCAAAUUUUGGGAGAUGGAGGAGGUGAACUUUCCACCUAUAGCUAGUCCAGAUGAUAGAUUAUACGAGGAAAUUUACAUCCGCACGACCGUUCGUGUCGUGAUAUAG